AUGGCGUACCCAAAGCUGGCCUAUAGAGGUGGUCAUCAGCUGCCACUGGAAUGGCCGCAUCCAGGGCCGUAUGGCUAUGAUCCAUACACCAACACGUUCCUGCCAUUGCCAUACUAUGGUUAUGGAUUUGGUGUAGAGUAUAGCUGGAAUCCUCCAGACCUACAACAAGGCCCUAUUCCAGCUCCUUAUUCCAGCUCCUCAGUUCCAUUAGGUCGUCCUCCCAUGGCAGGGGCGCCACAACGAGGAAGGGGUCGUGGUCGUCACGCACAACGAGGAAGGGGUGGUCGUCACGGCUUCAGCGCACCACGCGCACCACGCCAGCAUGGUGGCCCUGGACUGCUAGGCUCCGACCCUUCAAGCCAGCCACCUGCACAAGUGCAGCCUCCAGUUCCUGUUCCUCUUCCCUCAGAGAAGAGGGACCCGACUCCUCCACCGCCACCUGCUUCAUCGUCACCAAGCUCCCAUGCGAUGACUCCUCCCGUGUCAGAUCCGGUGAAAGGUUCCCAUGUCGAUGUGAGAAUGACUGCUGCUGCUAAGAUGGAUGAUGGCCAGGAUGAUGUGUUAGUAGGCUUGAGUGGCAGCACCACAGCCGCCACAGGCAAGAAGAGGUUGCUGCCACUAGAUCGACCAGCACCCUUGAAGAAUUCUGAUGUCGAUGUGAGCAUGGCUCACAGGGAUGAUGGCCAGGGUGAUGUGCUAGGGUUGAAUGUCUACAUGGCAAGGAAGAGGCUGCUUUCAAAAAAGGCCUCGUCUUUGCCAGCUGAUGCUGAUGCCGAGGAAGAGGCUAAGGACGCCGCUAGGAAGAAGACUCGCCUUGGCUGGGGUCAGGGCCUUGCAAAGUAUGAGAAUCGUCGGUACAAGAAGGAUGAUGAGACUACACAUAAACUUGUAGCUCAUGAUGGAGCCACUGGUGAAGCUGCUUCUUCUCACAGAUCAAGUCCGCCACUAGGAAGCAAAGGUCAUGGUGACAAUAACAGCUUGGACGACAUGCCCGGAAUGAGGGUUUCCCAUGUUACUGCUGCGCCUGCAUUGUUCUCCAAGAGUUCUAGUCGUCCACUAACAGCCGGAGACCUCAGCGAUCCUGGGAUGAAUGGAAGCAUAAGCAGCUUGACUAAGAAAGCUGUUUCCCCUGCUGAAGUGCCCGCACGCUUCUCUCGCAAACAUAACAAGAACUUGAUGGCAGAUGGACGCAUUGUUGAUCUUCAAAUUAUCUUCCCUAAAGUGGAUGCUGCCCCUCGCAAAGAGGACAACAGCAUUAGCAGUUCAAGCAUGACAGCAAUUGCAGUGUCUGCGCUUUCUUCUUCCUCUCAGGGAUGUGAUGCACCACCAGAUGAAAGUAGCAUGAAAUUUGCAAAGGCUCAAGAUAUUCCACCAAGAAUGGAAAAAGUAAUUGUUAAAAUGGUACAGAAGCCUAGGAAGAUUUUGCCGAAGAAUGUUUUGUCUGAUGAGGAGCCAGAAACUGAUGACCUUCAGGGAUCGAAACUUAAGGAAUGGUCACAGGAAGAAAAGGAUGUAUUUUCAGAGAUGAUUACAAAAUUUGGUAUGAACUUUUCCAAGGUGUCUGGAAUAGCAACAGUUCAAGCUACUAAAAAUUCUGAAAGGAUGAAGGCCAAGGCAGAAGAUGUAAAGAAGCCAGUAAAUCAAAUUUGCCAUGAAUCUACUGCUAAUCUUCUAGCACACAGCCUUCCAGAUAAGGGGCAUGGUGAGUCAUCUAUGGACGAAAAUGAACAUGUAACUCGAAAAGUUUUACUAGGUGAAUCGAAUGCUGCUCCAUCUCCACUUGGAAUGAGAUCUAGUCAAGCUGCCUGUUUGACCAUCUCCAAAACUGAGGCACCAGUGCUGGAGAAUUUCAAUGAGGACAGCUGUUCCAAUGAGGCAGUUUGCAUCACAAAGUCUUCGUCUAAGGUGAAGGAAAAUGUACCACAAAGUGUUCUGAUUGCAAACCAUGGUGAUGAAGGAAAUUGUGUGGCUGGUGGGUCAUGUGGACAGGAUACCUUGAAAAAAAUGUUUUUUCCUGAUGAGAUUAGUGCUAAGCUAGCAAAUGGUACCAUUAAAGGUGAUCAGAUCAGAAGUGGAGCUAAAACUGCUGAGCUCUGUUCUUCAUUGAAGGAAUGCAAUGAUGCUGCUAAGCAUCAUUCACGGAAACCAACUGAAAAGAAGCUGGCUAACUCAAAUAUUGAUGAUGGUAGAAUGGCCCCAUCUGAUAUGAAAAACCCUAAUAGCAAAGACAACCCCUGCAUUACUUCUGAUCCAGCUGCUAUGUUAACAGGUCCUGCAUUUGUACAGCAUAUGAUGGAAUUCGAUGAAGCAAUGGAGAAGAAAGAAUCAGAAAAAAAUGACGACAAGGUCAAAGGCAAGGAGGGAAAUAAUCAGGUUCUCUGUGUUGCAUCAAAACAUGGCAGUGGUAUACAGUUGAGCUGCGAAGUGAAUUCACAGAAGGAGAUGGAAAAAGUUGAUAGUAUCCCAAGCCUAGAAGGAAAUGAUCUCAAUGCAGACAUGGAAACUCCCACAAAGGACAGCAGUCCCUGCGUUGCCACUAAUGCUUCUUUAGUAAGAGAUGAUAGUCUCAUACAGCGACUGAGGGCUUCAGAAGCAAUGUAUAGAAACUCAGAAAAUAAUGAUGCUAAGGUCAAAAGUAAGGGAAAUGCUGUGCACAGUGUUGCUUCAAAAGAGAGCAAUGGUAUUCAAUUGAGUUGCAAUGUGACUGCUCAGAAGGGGAAAGGUAUUAUCCCAAGUCCUGAAGUGAAUGAUCUCAAUGCACCUCCUAUGCAGAUCUCAAAUGGAGCACCCAACACUUACCAUCUGCCAUCAAGUUCUGGUUCUGCUGCCUUGGACAUGGUUCAUGCAAACUCUUCUUACGUUGCAAUGGAUAUAGAUCUGAAUAUACCCCUUGAUGUGACACCACUAGAGGUGAGCUUAGUUGAUCUGGGCAGCAGUACUGCUGAAGCUUCCAUGGGUCGCAGUAGCGAGGCAACAGAUUCUGACGCAACAAUGGAGAUAAGUCCCUCACAGACUAUUACUAGUGUAACUCAAACUGCUCAGCAGCAACCUGCUAAUCAACCUGGCUCUAUUUUGCUUUUUGGUCGUGUCAUCUAUCAAGCUCCAUCCACUGGGACAACAAACCAUACUCCCAAUCAGGGAAACCAGACUGUUGUCUCCUCAAGCAACAUGCCGUCUAAUCCAGUGGUUCCUCUGAUAAGGCGAAGAGGCCGUGUCCAAGUAUAUCCUUCAUGGGCUACUACUGCUACCGUUUGGAGAAGUAGUGUCCCAAACAACCAGCAGGGCCAGCAAGCAAUGUUGUCAAACAGGAUCCUUUACGGUAGUUCGACUAAUGGUGCUUCAGCUUCUGUAGCUUCGCCACUCCAGCUUCAGCCUGGGAGCAGUGCCCUUGCCAACAUGAUGAACCAGCACAGACAACAGGCUCUGGCAAACAUCACUCCAUACAUAAUGAGAGGUGGUGUACCUGUAGUGCCCUCUCCUCAUCUGAUACAAGGAAGCAGCGGCGGUGCUGGCUUGGUUAACUUUAAUGGCUUCAAUUCGGUCCAACAGCAGUGGCCAUUCCCUGUCGUGGAUACAAGUAGAGUGGUGCUUGGCUACCCUUUCUACUACCCUGGCGCCACCGCAAACCAAGCUCCUGCUACAGUUUCUACCAUGCUAUCUAUUGGAACAAAUAAUGGAGAAGGCGCAUCAACAAGCAACGCUAGGUAA
This is a messenger RNA of Miscanthus lutarioriparius, 3708 nucleotides long. The record is from the annotation of a GenBank genome assembly. Lineage: Eukaryota; Viridiplantae; Streptophyta; Magnoliopsida; Poales; Poaceae.